GCCCGGCACUCCAGUCAUCCAGAUGUUGCGUUUGGGGCACCGACCAAAGUCGGAAGUUGAACGUUUUCCACUCACAAGUUCGCUUCUUUUAUUCGAGCAGCGUGGUGGAAGCUGCCAGGCAACACUGGUGGAACACUUUACCACUUUUACACUACUUUGGCAAGAGAACUUUUAAGCUUUGAACAUUUUAAGGGAAAUGUUUCCGUGUGGCUUGGAGUAAGUCUGUAAACGGACUGUUCAACAACACGGUGAAUUGACUGUGUGCGAGUGGCUUAUUUAUAUUAUUAUUGUUAUUAUUAUUGUUGUUGUUGUUUUGACAACAGUAUGGCUUUUACGCACAUGCUGCUGUGUGCGGGGAUGUUGACACUGCGUCUGUGCGGAGCAUACUACAGCGGACCUCUUCAGCCAGAGAUGUCUAAUGGCACUUUUCACCAUUACUUUGUGCCGGACGGCGACUACGAGGAAAACGACGACCCGGAGAAAUGCCAACUGCUUUUCCGAAUGACCGACGAACGAAAGUGUGGUCCCGACGAGGACCAGGACUCGGUCAUCCGGGACGAUUUCACCAUCAUCAAGCGGCAGAUUGAGGACUCCGCCCGGGUCCUGGAGGGGCUCGGCUUGAGUAUCUCGUACGACCUGGACGGAGAGGACAGCUACGGAAAGUAUCUGCGGAAAGAGACCGCGCAGAUAAGCGACGCGUUCGCGAACUCCGAGAAGUCCCUGCUCGAGUUGGAGGUGAAGUUCAAGCAGAGCCAGGAGAGCGAGUUGAAGGAAGAGCAUCGGCUCAGCGACGACUUCCUCAACAUGAUCCUGAGCACUCGAGACGCCCUGAAGGAGACUCUGGACAUUUCUCUGGGCCUGAGGGACAAACACGAGCUGCUCUCGCUCAUCAUCCGCAGCCACGGCACACGGCUCAGUAGACUGAAGAGUGAAUACAUCAAGUACUGAUGGAAUGUUGCCCCUGCCGCACUUUGGAUUUCUGUUCUGUGCCCUUUUCAUGUCGGAGCGUGACCUCGAGGCGGGCCACAACAUAUUGACCGCACGCACAAGCCAGUAUACUGGCAUACAGUAUAUGCAUAAUUCUGCCUUUACUAAGAUCAUGUGCGCUUUUGAUUGAUUAUUAUUGUGUUAGCAAAUUGCAGCGGUAAAACCUGUACUGCAUCAUACUGGAACUUGUGUCGAAUAUUUUGAAGGUCAAUCUAGUCUUUCAUAGUCGGAAUAGCUCUCAGUGUGCAGUGGCACACCACAGUAAUAAACAGCAUAAAAUUAGCGCUCUGAACAUUGCAAUCAAAAAAUGAGUGUUAAUAUCUUUCUACAUACCAGUGGAUGCUGGCUGUUGUGAAUUUAAAACACCUCUAAUAUUGGGAACAGGCAGUGGAGGAAGUUACAUUACCUUGUACAGUUUUUCCCCAUUCAAUAACAAGUUCAGUCCCUGAUCUUGCAGUUGUAUUCCAUGAGUUUGUCAGCUGUAUUUGUCAGGUUUGACCUAGAAAAAGCAUACACUGGUUAUAGUGUACUAUUCGAAAAAUAAGCUAUCCAGUGGGUCACGUUUAGUCUAAAUUAUGAUACGUACUGUCCACACACACACACACGCACACACACGCAAACCACAAAGUAUUGUGACCGUUAUGAUAAUAAAGCCAAAACAUUUUGUAUAACUGAAGAUCUGCUUCCACCUGCUUUUUAUUAUGUCCAAGGAUAUAAAGCAGCUACUACGUUCAUAUUCUAUACUCGUACAAUACAUGAAAUAGUACACAUUUGUUUGAACCAAUGAAAACAUAAAUUUUAUUUAGGGUUCAUAAAAGAUAAACAAUUACUAUAAAACUAUGAGGUUGUCAAAGAUUAUCAUCUGUCAUGGAAAGUGUGGUCUAUUUGACCACAACUAUGUACAGUACUGUACCCAGGGGCACCAUGAGCAGUGGAGGGUCGGAUGUGGAGAAAGUGAUGACGAUUCCAUGCACCCAUGACUGACAGGGGCCAAGGAAAAUGUAAAUUUGAAAGUGCAAUUAUUUUUUGGGGUGGGUGGGCCCAAAUCGGGUGGGUGCCCCCACCCCCAAAUCCCUGGUGGCACCCCAGAUAACAAAAGUAAGAGCAUGACCACAGAGCAUCCCAAGUACCCCGUUUGCAAAACAUGUGCUCAGCUCUGUGAUCCUUGAACAGACUCAAUGGAGGAUCUCAUUUACAGGAAGAUGAGGUAAACAAAUGGAAAGAAAAAUCCAAACCACAAUAAUUAUUUACUGACAUUCGGAAUGAAUGUUUCCAAUGUAUGAAGGGAUGUUUACACCAAUGAUUUGCAUAACAGGCCAGUAGACAUUGCACAGUUCCUUCCUAUUCUGUUGCUAAAUAUUUAGCUCAAAAUGGAAGGAGGCAAUAUACAGGAGGCAAUAUACAAAUCUACAGUAUUUUUUUAAGAUUUGUACUAAAUAUUUUGCGUGCCAGUGUCGAUCUUACAACAUUUAUAUCAUGUACUCUUUAUUCGUGUUGAGUUUGAACUAGAGCCGCAUAUAUGUAUUGUAAUAUAUAAUUUACGUGUGAGAUGUCAUACUGAUAUAUAAUAUAGAUUAAGACUGCAGGCAGCACUCGAGGAUUUCAAUGUCAAACACCAAUUUGUGUGACAACAUUAUCAGGUUGUGUUGUGUUUUCUCAAAUAAAGAGUUUGUGUUUUAA
Phyllopteryx taeniolatus (common seadragon) is the source of this 2667-nucleotide messenger RNA. It is a transcript of the gene fibinb, whose product is annotated as fin bud initiation factor b. Lineage: Eukaryota; Metazoa; Chordata; Actinopteri; Syngnathiformes; Syngnathidae. The transcript has a single exon. The record is from RefSeq and is a predicted model, not a curated record. The coding region runs from base 325 to 948 and encodes 207 amino acids.